AUGGCAUCUCUUCCCCUUCCACCUCAUGUCUCUAGUCGAUCCGUCUCCACCUCCGCCCUUAACUUCCACAUCCUCGAGGCCGGCUACUCUCCCGACCACAACCGUCCUCUGAUCCUGCUUCUCCAUGGCUUCCCCGAACUGGCCUUCUCAUGGCGCAAGAUCCUGCCCCGUCUCGCAGAGGCAGGGUACUACGCCGUCGCCCCCGACCAGCGCGGAUUCGGCCGCACCACAGGCUGGGACACCCGCAGCUACGACGAGGUAGAUCUGUCCACCUUCUCGCUCACCUCGCUAGUACGAGACAUGGUGAUUCUCGUUCACGCACUGGGAUACCGCUCCGUCCGCUGCGUCGUGGGCCACGACUGCGGCGCCGUAUCCGCCGCCAUGUGCGCAUUGAUCCGGCCAGACUUCUUCGAAAGCGUAGUCCUGCUGAGCCAUCCGUUCAACGGCACGCCAUCCCUGCCCUUCAACACCGCCAACAACCGUGACCAUGACCAUGACCAUGACCACGGAACCCCAGGAAGCGGCGGCAUGGAAUCCGCCGCCAGCAACCACAUCCACGCUGAGCUGGCCCAGCGCGACCGCAAACACUACAAAUGGUACUACUCCACCGCCUCGGCAAACGACGAGAUGAGCCUCCUCCCGGGCCGACUCCGCGAGUUCCUGCGCGGGUACUUUCACCUCAAGAGCGGCUCGUGCGCGCGCAACCACCCGCGUCCAUUAAACUGGACAGCGGAUGAACUACUCCAACUACCGUUCUACUACAUCAUGCCGCUGGACGCUACCAUGCCCGAAGCCAUCGCGCUGGACAUGGCGAACGAGCCGGAGAAAGCUCAGCAGCUUUCGCAGACCUGGCUGCCUGAUGCGGAUCUGGAUGUUUACGUGGCUGAGUAUGGGCGGACGGGGUUCCAGGGUGGGUUGAACUGGUACCGAGUGCGGACGGCGGCGAAUGGUUGGUUCACACGGGAUUUUGACGCGUUUGCGGGGAAGAAAAUCGAGGUGCCUUGUGCGUUUGUGUCGGGGAAGAUGGACUGGGGAAUUUACCAGGAGCCGGGGGCCUUGGAGAAGAUGGUGAAUGGGGAGGUGUGCAGUGAUUUUAGGUUCCUGAGGUUGAUUGAUGGGGUGGGGCAUUGGGCGCCUCAGGAGAGUCCGGAUGAGGUUGCUGGUGCGAUUCUGGACCUGGUGCGUAGUCUGAAAUGA
Aspergillus thermomutatus is the source of this 1197-nucleotide messenger RNA. RefSeq names its product alpha/beta fold hydrolase. Gene Ontology annotation, molecular function: hydrolase activity. The transcript has a single exon. Bases 1 to 1197 code for a protein of 398 amino acids. The record is from RefSeq and is a predicted model, not a curated record. Lineage: Eukaryota; Fungi; Ascomycota; Eurotiomycetes; Eurotiales; Aspergillaceae.